Molecule: messenger RNA, 2892 nt
Organism: Cannabis sativa
Lineage: Eukaryota; Viridiplantae; Streptophyta; Magnoliopsida; Rosales; Cannabaceae
Product: peptide chain release factor 1, mitochondrial
Exons: 11
Coding region: 94-1356 (420 amino acids)
Biological process (GO): translational termination
Molecular function (GO): translation release factor activity, codon specific
Source: RefSeq, a predicted model, not a curated record
UUGGUUGUUUAAGCAAAAAAAUAAAUAAAUAAAUUGUUUGGUAUUCUGCGAUUGUGAGUCGGCUCGUCAGUGGCGACUCACGAGGUUCAAAGAAUGAGAAGGAAUCAUCAACUUCUGCUUCAGCUCAAAUGCCUGCGCUUCGGCAACGGGAGCUUCUCUACCACUGUCAAGAGAACACCGGCAGUAUCAAUGGCUACACUUAAUUAUUCAUCGUCAACCGUGAUUUGCAUAUCAGAAUCCCAAGCUGAGGCUCACAUAUCGCCCAAUCUAAUUAGGAUCAUGGAACAGAGGUUUUCGGCCAUUGAAUACCGAACUGCUUUUCUUCAAAAGGCUGUGAACCAGCCAGAAGCUUCCCCAACUGAGUUUGCUAGAGCUAAUAAGGAGCUUCGCAAGCUCAGACCUUGUAUGGACCUCAUUUCUCACUUAAGGUCCAAGCAGAAGGAGAUUUGUAGUUUGAGGUCACUCAUUUCUGAAUCUUCUGAUGAUAAAGAAAUGCUUACUGUGGCCAAUGAUGAACUGAAUCAGGCCUUGGAAGAAGAGAAAACACUUCACAAUUUAUUGUUGAAGUUACUCCUUCCUAAAGAUGAUGCUGAUGAGAGGGACUGCAUUUUGGAGGUCAGAGCAGGCACUGGUGGGGACGAGGCCUCUUUGUUUGCCAUGGACAUUUUCAAAAUGUACGAGAGAUUCUCGCAGAAGAAAGGUUGGAAGUUUGAAGUGGUAGAUGUUACAGAAUCAGAUCUUAAAGGUUAUAAGGAAGCUAGUGCGGCUAUCUCAGGGGCUGAUGUCUAUGGGAAACUUAAAUUUGAGAGUGGAAUUCACAGGGUACAGCGAGUUCCUGUAACCGAGAAGUCUGGACGUGUUCACACAAGUGCUGUUUCUGUUGCUAUACUACCUCAGGCUGAUGAAGUAGAUGUGCAGCUGAAGAAUGAAGAUUUGAAAAUUGAUACAUACAGGUCUGGUGGUGCAGGUGGACAGCACGCUAAUACCACUAACAGUGCUGUUAGGAUAACUCAUAUUCCAUCCGGUUUGACUGUGAACAUACAAGAUGAACGGUCCCAACACAUGAACAAGGCCAAGGCUCUCAAGGUUCUAUGUGCGAAGCUAUAUGAAAUAGAGAGGUCUAGAGUUCAUAGCAAUAGGUCAAAACUUCGGUCAGAACAGAUUGGUACUGGGGACAGAUCCGAACGAAUCCGAACAUACAACUUUCCUCAAGGGCGAGUCACUGAUCACCGUGUCAGCAUAACUUGUCAUGCAAUAGAUGAUGUAAUGCAGGGGGAUGAUCUGGAUAUCUUUAUUGAUGCUCUACUAUUGCAGCAGGAAAUGGAUGCAAUUGCCCAUUUCAGCUCUUCCCAGUGAAGCUAUUAUACCCAGGUAAGUAGCCGCAUCAUUAUACAUGUUGUGGAAGAGAGACGACGUUCUACAUGGUGUAUGGACAGGUGCAGUAGCGUUUUACCCAAUUUUGUUUGCUGAAUAAUAAUGAUCCAUUACUGUUGGCUUUCAUUGAAAUUUAGGUCCUAUUCUUGUAGCUUCUUUGCUUGAUGCUAAACUUACCUUUAUUAAGAAUAUCGGUCUUUCUCAUGUCUUGUCCCAGAAUGAAAAUGGGUUAGAAAUGUCUUUUACAGGGAGUCUGGUUUCAGGUUAGAAUAUUGUGUACCAGGCUAUUAGUAAACACCUUUUUUUUUUUCAUUAUUGGUGGAUUCUAAUAAUGAAUUUCUAUACUAAUCAAGUUUAGUGUUAAAAAAAAGUAAGUGGAGAGGAAUGUUAGCCUUCUGCUAGUUGAAUGAAAAACUAAAAGACAUUUAGAAACGAUCUUUACUUCUUCUUAGCAAGUCGUAUGAAGAAUAAUUAUCUUCAUUCCUUAUCAAAAAAAGUGUUACUUUUGUGCUCCACAUGAACAAGUGGAUGAUAACAUCAUGACUAAUUAUCUUCCGAUAAAAUAAACAAAUAGCAACAUAGUAAUAAUCAAGAUUAGUUGUUUAUUAUUAUAGCAAGCUAACUCCUAAGUCCUAAGGUAGGGACAGAAAUAGCUUCUUUUGUUAGCUUCAAUGCCAGCCUUUUGGAUUACUUCAAAUUCAAAUUAAAAACGUUUGAAGGCGUGAAGUUUGAAGCAGAAAAUUCCAUAAUCGGUUGAUCUGUUGGAACUUUUUCAUAGAGUUAAUGAAUUUUUAACAAAAUGAUAGUGUUUUAGUGUUUUUGACAUGAGUGGAUAUGAGUUUUUGUUUAUAAGGGUAUAUAUAAAAUGUAAUUUUGACACUUGGGAUAGGGCUCUAAGGGGUACUUAGUUUUGUGCGAAUGGGUGUGGAUAUAUACUUGACCCACCACGAGCCGGUUGGUGUGGUGUGACACUUUGUUUUUUGAAAAAAAUUUAAUAUAUUAUUUUUAUUUAAUUAAUCAAAACAGUUUUUAAACAUGUUUAAAUUAAUUGGUAAAACGAUUUUUCAUUUUUAAAAAUGUAUAACUUUUUUCACUCACUUUAUUCAACUGUCUUGCAUGGUAUUUUGGGAGGACAUUUUUCUUCCAAUAAGACUAUUGGAGCCUAUUAAUCAACACCCUUGGGGACCCAUGCUCUGGAUGACAAAGCAGUAAGGACUUUCCAUCAACAAAUUUGGUCAGGCCAACAACCAAACAAACCAAGUAGUACUCAUUAUGGAAUUGAUCAACAACAUUGCCAAAGUUUAUGGGAGCGUAUCUAUAUUUGGCGGAGUAGGUGAACAUACCCGUGAAGGAAAUUAUCUUUACAUGGAAAUGAAAGAAUUUGGCGUAAUUAAUGAACAAAAUAUUACCGAAUUGAAAGUGGCUCUAGUCUAUGGCCAGAUGAAUGAACCACAAUCACUAGUAUAGUUUCUUAUCUAUGAUUUUUCUAUUUAGAUAUACUAAAGCCAUCUUACUCAA